CAGCAGCUCUCCAAAGCGCACCUGCAUGCUUGCACACCCACAUGGAUGCACGGUGCCCAAUCAGAGAAUGCCAGCUUCCAUCUUGGCCGAAUGCCUAUUUAAACUGCUGCCUUUGGCCACUCAGCAUAAUAUAUCCACCUCGAUCUGUUAAAUUCUCUCUAGCAUGGACAUAUCAACUGGAUCAUUUGCUCGGUUCCUUGCGUUGCUUGCAACAACAUGCCUCUUUUGGAACAAGGCUUCCGGUUUCAGAUCGUCCGGCGUCAGCAGAGCCUUCGCCACCUUCUAUGGCGGCAGUGACGCCUCAGGAACCAUGGGUGGGGCAUGCGGGUAUGGUAACCUGUACUCGACGGGGUACGGGACGAGCACGGCGGCGCUGAGCACAGUGCUGUUCAACGACGGCGCGGCGUGCGGGCAGUGCUACCGGAUCUCCUGCGACCACGCGGCGGACCCCAGGUUCUGCCGCCGGGGCACGUCGGUGACCGUUACGGCCACAAACCUGUGCCCGCCAAACUACGCGCUCCCCAACGACGACGGCGGGUGGUGCAACCCGCCGCGGCAGCACUUCGACAUGGCGGAGCCGGCGUGGCUCGACAUCGGCAUCUACAGCGGCGGCAUCGUGCCGGUGCUGUACCAGAGGGUGGCCUGCGCCAAGAAGGGCGGCGUGAGGUUCGCCGUCAGCGGGCACGACUACUUCGAGCUCGUGCUGGUGAGCAACGUCGGCGGCUGCGGGUCCAUCCAGGCCGUGUCCAUCAAGGGGUCCAGGACCGGCCGGUGGAUGCCCAUGUCCAGGAAUUGGGGGGUCAACUGGCAGUCCAAUGCGUUGCUCAGCGGACAGAGCCUGUCGUUUCAGGUCACCAGUACUGAUGGACAGACGAUCACUUUCCCUAACGUCGCUCCGGCUGGAUGGGGGUUCGGCCAGACGUUUCAGACCUCCAGGCAGUUCUCUUAAGUCUUAACUCCCUAGAGGUCGGAUUGUGACUCGUGAGGACCAAGUUAUAGGCUUGUGAACGUACUCAUCUGAUCAGUGUGCGUUGUGUAAAGUUCUUUUACCGCUGGUAUAUAUCCCUCAAGAACAGGGAACCAAGUAUUUCCUUCGAGUUAAA
Molecule: messenger RNA, 1103 nt
Organism: Brachypodium distachyon (stiff brome)
Lineage: Eukaryota; Viridiplantae; Streptophyta; Magnoliopsida; Poales; Poaceae
Product: expansin-A1
Exons: 2
Coding region: 164-949 (261 amino acids)
Biological process (GO): plant-type cell wall organization
Cellular component (GO): extracellular region
Source: RefSeq, a predicted model, not a curated record